Molecule: messenger RNA, 8360 nt
Organism: Diabrotica virgifera virgifera (western corn rootworm)
Lineage: Eukaryota; Metazoa; Arthropoda; Insecta; Coleoptera; Chrysomelidae
Product: elongation of very long chain fatty acids protein-like
Exons: 7
Coding region: 238-1140 (300 amino acids)
Biological process (GO): fatty acid elongation, saturated fatty acid; fatty acid elongation, monounsaturated fatty acid; very long-chain fatty acid biosynthetic process
Cellular component (GO): endoplasmic reticulum membrane
Molecular function (GO): fatty acid elongase activity
Source: RefSeq, a predicted model, not a curated record
UUUAAUGUCGGAGAGGUGCUGAGCCGAGUACUACUUGCCGGUACUACAUCUAGUGAGACAAGUCUUUGGUGGUGAUACUAUCGUGCUACGCUCGUUAGUUAUUGAUCAAUCUCUGUUUUUUAUUCCGGCGUGUUGGUACCAAGGAAUGGUACUUGUCUAUUAGGUUUCGUAAAAGUGAUCGCAUACAUUUCUGCGUUGGAUUUUUCUUUGUAGUGAAGUUCUUUUAUCUCCACCAAAAUGUCAGGGCUGUUUAACAUUAUGGAAGGUUAUAAUCAUUUUAUGAAAACACAUCAAGAUCCUAGAACGAAAGAUUGGUUUCUUGUAGGAAAACUUGGCCACCUCAUAGUCAUUUUAGUCACAUAUGUAUAUUUCUGCACGAAGGCUGGCCCCAGGUAUAUGAAAGACAAAAAACCAUACGAACUGAAGAAAACAAUUCAAGUAUAUAAUUUGUUACAAGUGUUUGCCAGUGCAUAUAUAUUUAACGAGGGGUUACAAGGGGGUUGGGCAACAGACUACAACUAUCUUUGUCAACCAGUGGUACCCGGUGAGAAAGGAAUGAGGAUAGCGACAGGAGUUUGGCUUUACUUCAUAUGCAAGUUAAUAGAAUUAUUAGAUACAGUGUUUUUCAUUUUAAGAAAGAAAUAUAACCAGGUGACGUAUCUACAUCUAUAUCAUCAUACGCUUAUGCCUAUAUGUGCAUGGAUUGGAGUCACAUUCUUGCCAGGUGGUCAUGGAACCCUUUUAGGUCUAAUUAAUUGUUUUAUACAUAUUAUUAUGUACGCUUAUUAUUUCCUGUCUUCGUUAGGACCACAGUUCCAGAAAUAUUUGUGGUGGAAAAAAUACGUUACUAGUCUCCAAAUGAUCCAAUUCUGCAUAGUAUUCUGGCAUAACUUCCAAGUGCUCUUUAGACCAUGCGAUUACCCAAAGUUUUUGAAUGCCCUUCUGGCUUCCCAGGCGGCAUACUUUCUAUAUUUGUUUGGGUGCUUCUACGUAAAUAGUUACAUGAAAAACAAAAGACCCAAAACUGACAAGGCUCAAAACGGAAAAGUAGCAAAUGGAGUUAUCAAAAACGGAUUAAAAAAUGGGCACGUGGAAAACGCGUGUUCUUCUCGAGAAAACGGGAAAGUUAAGGCUAACUAGGCUAAUAAUUUUUAAUUUUUAUAACUUAAAAUUAUUUAGAUAUAGGUAUUUUAUUUUAUAUAGGAAGAAACUACAGGGUACUACUUAAUAUAUUGAUGAACAUCUAGUAUAAAAAAAUUCGGAUAUCUGUGUGAUUAAAGAAAAAAAUAUCCAUAAACAUACAUAUUUACAAAGCGUCGCUAAUUGUUAAUUAGUUCACAUUAAAAUUUUGAUUUAUACACACUCCCCUGCACAAAAUUCCGCCACUAAAAAUUUUUUAUUAAGUUUAACAAAUUAUAACUUUAUUCUUUGUACUCCGAUUUUCAACAUUCUUGCACUGGUUUGUAGGUACAUAUCGUUUGUUAGGUGAUAUCGUUUGUUAUUAUUCCGGUACUUAAUAAAAAUUUUUUGCUUAGAUGGCAGUAUACGGGGGUGACUGGAAGCGUUGUAUUUUCUCAUAACUUUAAAAAAUUCCGUGGAAAAAUUUAAUUUAAGGCUGAUUUUGUACUCCUUUGUAUUAUGUUGAAGGCAUCCCUAAGAUUUUGUUUUUUGUAUUAUCCGAAUAUCUAUUCUCUUGUAAAAGCUGUAAGCAAAAAAUACUGCUUUGAAGGUUUAUUUAAUUAAAAAUAUCAAAUGCACUAAAAUUAACAACACAAAACAAAAUGAACAACAAAAUCAAACAAUUCAAUAGCGGGUAUGUCCACCUAUCGCAGCAACGACUGCCCGCAAUCUGUGUAGCAUCGAAUAAGUGAUAUGUUAUCCUUGCCUGGGGAAUAGCCUGAUAUUCGUCUACAUAACUAUACCAGAUUUUAUGGAGGUCUAGAAUGAUGGCGAAUAGCUAUUUUCAAUUCAUACCAUAAAUGCUUGAUAAUAUUGAGAUCUGGGUUGCAUGCGGAUCAUUCUAAUCUUAUAAAUCAAUUUUCUAUUUAAAAUAUUUAUGUUUAUGAGUCAAUCAGUGAUUUUAUUUACAAAAUAUUGCGCAGUUCUUACAAGAAAAGAGAUAUUUGGAUAAAUCCAAAAACAAUCUGGAAUAAUACGAAAGGACUACGAAACAAAAUCAGCUGUUCAAUUUUUCCACAGAGUUUUUUAAAAUUAGGAGAAAAUGCAACGCUUCCAUUUAGCCCCGUAUAAUACCAUCUAAGCAAAGUUUUUUUAUUACCGGAAUAAUAACAAACGACACUAAUACAUGUACCUACAAACUAAUGCAAGGAUCUUGAAAAUCGGAGUACAAAGAAUAAAGUUAUAAGUUGUCAAACUUAAUCAAAAAUUUUUUAGUAGCGGAAUUUUGUGCCGGUGAGUGUAGAAUAAUAAUAAUUUUUGAAAGUGAUUGACUACAUCAAAUGGUGCAGAAAUUAUAACUUAGUGAGUAUAGUUGCCAUCAAAUUAUUGCAGGCCCUUAACCUUAAGCUAAUUACAAAGUCAUUUGAAUUUGUGUGGUGUGGUUAAGUUUCUGGCACAGGUAGAAAGUAAUAACUAUUAAUCUAUUGUACGUUUAAUUAUUAUAACUGCUGUUAAGAGACGGUAUCCUGUAAUAAUUUGUUGUGCAUUAGUUACUAUAGACUGACUCAGUUUAUAUGUAUAUGUGGUUGAUUUGACAAGUGGCGAUUUUAUCUCCAUAUUUUUUUAUUGUUUUGUCUCAUUUUGUAGGCCUUCAAUCUGAGGCCUUCCUCUGCCUCUCUUGUGUUCCCAUGGUCGCCAGUAGAUCAUCUGCUUGGUCCAUCUUUUAUCUGCUUGUCGGAUGGUGUGACCUGUGACCUGUGAACCACUAAUGCGGGUUACUACAUGACUUUGCCUGUGUGGCUAUGUUGAGGACGCUUGCCUCCCUUAAGUGUGUUAGGGGGCAGUACCUACAGAAUCGUUUUAGUAACGCAACGAAGACGCACACGCACAAAGUUAAACUAAAUAUCUUCUUCUUCUUCUUCUUCUUGUACUUGUUGCAGAUCUAUCGGUCUGUUAAUUCCGACGUUGAAGUAUGUCUUGAGAGGUAGACUGCCAGCUGGUUUUCGUUCUAGCGCAAUUCUUGGUAUAGUAUAUACUUCUUACAUGAUCUUCUUACUGUUCGUUUUACAUGAUUGAAUCAUUCUCUUCCUCUUUACCUACCUCAUCUUACUACAUCUUGCACGCCACAUUGUUCCCUGAUGAUGUUGUUUCGUAUUCUAUCCCUUCUUGUCUUCCCCGCUAUUACACUUGUGUUUUCAUUUUAGCUGUUCGUAGCAUGCUUUUGGUUUUAUCGGUGUUUUCUCUUCAUUCAAUACCAUAGGUCAUAACAGGUCUGAUGCAAGUUUUAUAAAUUCGAACUUUUAAACUAAAUUUAAGAUUGAAUAAUAAUAAAAUACUUAAUAAGAAAUAAGAGGGAACUAUGUGUGGAAAGACGGAACAGUCAAUGAUAUUACCUAACCUAAUAGAUUCCCUAAUUAAACAUAUAGCCCAAUAAAUGAUCGUUUUGGAGUGUAAUUUUCAGGGGCAACUCCGAAUUGCAUGAAAAUUUGGAUUUAGGUUCUACUUACCCUCCACUUCAAAGUUGAAUUUGUCCCAUUUUGCUUUUACUUGGGGUUGACAGUCACCCCUUCUCAGGGGGUGAAAAACGCGUGUUUAAAAAUAAGCCCGGAAAUGGAUAAAUUGACCGAUUAUAAGCAACUUUAGUUCUAUAAAGUUUUUUACAUAAGUCAAUACUUUUCGCGUUAUUCGCAAUUGAAAAUGUUGAUUUUUCGACAAAAAAACUACGUUUUCAGACCGUUUUUCGCAAAUAACUCCAAAAAUAAAUAUUUUAUCGAAAAAAAUAUUUUAAACAAAACUGUAGCUUAUAAAAAAACAAAAAAAAUUGGUGUAUCAGUAAAGUAUAUAAAUUGAGAAAAAGCAAAGUUGUAACUCAUGAAAAAUACGUUCUUAUUCGUCUAAUUCCAAAUCGAAUAAGUCAACGCGAAAUCACCGAAAAAUUGAGCACUUUUCGGGAAAAGCUUGUUAACACUUUUAAAGUACCUAAAAAAAUAUUUAUAUUUGUUUUUUACAAAAGUUUCUAGCACCAAAAAUAAACGAGUUACACUGAAAAAAAAAGUUGGCCCCUUUUUUUGGUAAAAAAAAUUGUGAAAACCUCCCUCUAUUUAGCACCCUAAAUAAAAUUAAUCGUUAACGCUUUACCAUUUAUUUCAACUGUAUGUAUAAUUAAUAUUAUUGUUUAUAUGAUCUGUAAGUUUGAUUGGCUUGAAGUGCUUAUUUUUGAAAAAAUUUGGUUUUAUAGUAAAACAAAAUUUUCUAAAAAUGUUUGAAAAAUUACCUUUUUUCAAAAUAACUUAAAAAGUAUUAAUGAUAAGAAAAAUCUUAAAGAGUAAAAAAAUAUAGGUUUUCUUAUUAUAAAUAUGCUAGUUUCAUCUUGUUUUCCCGCAAGACAAAAAUUGGUUAAGAUAUGGCUGUUCAAAAUUUGCAUACACUCGUGACUAGUGACCCGUUCAAGCUUUUUAACUAUAUCCCUUUCAAAAAUAAGCACUUUAAAUCGGUGAGACUGACAGAUCAUAUAAAAAAUAGAUAAGUAAGUAAAUUGUUUGUAAAGCUGUAGCGAUUAAUUUCAUUUGAGGAGCUAAACACGGGGAGAUUUGCAUGAUUUUUUUACAUAAGAAAAGAGGGCCAACUUUAUUUUGAGCGUAACUCGCUUAUUUUUAAUGCUAGAAACUUUUAUGAAUAAUUCUAAUAAAGCUUUUUAUAAACACUUUAAAAAAGUUUAAAUAGGUUUUUUCCGAAAAGUGCUUCGGUGAUUUCACCUUGAAAUAUUCGAUUUGGAAUUAGACGCACAAGAAAGUAUUUUUCAUGAGCUACAACUUUGUUUUUACUCGAUUGAUAGACUUUACUGAUACACAUUUUUUUCAGUUUUUUAUAAGCUACAAUUUUGCUAAGGAUAUUUUUUUGAUCAAGUAUUUAUUUUUUGAGUUAUUUGCGAAAAACGGUCCGAAAACGUAGCUUUUUUGUCGAAAAAUAAACAUUUUCAAUCGAAAAUAACUCUAAAAGUAUUGACUUACAUAAAAAAACUCUAUAGGACAAAAUUUGCUUAAAAUCAGUCAAUUUAUCCAUUUCCGGUCUUAUCUUGAAUAUGUUUUUUCACCCCCGAGAAGGGGUGACUGUCACUUCUCAAGCAAAAGCAACCAACGGCGCAAUUUCAACUUUGAAGUGGAGGGUAAGUAGAACCUAUAUCCAAAUUUUCAUGCAAUUCGGAGUUGCCCCUGAAAAUUACACGGUAUCGCCGUAUUUCCCGUUCAUUUACUGGGCUAAUUAGGUUCAUUGUUUAUCAGUAAUUUAUUUAUACUAAAAUAUUUGAGUGUAACAUUUAUUGGUAUUUACUGUGUAAGUUUUGUUGUCUGUGAUUUUAUGAAAAAUUCAGGGGUUCAGCAACCCAUUUUGCGGAUCACUGACAGUUCAAUAUAGUACAACUAGUAUGCUUAAAAUAAUUAUAUAGUGAUAAAAUAAGUUUCUUGUGGGAUCGGUACUUACCGGAGGGAUCGCAGACGUUCGGAUACAAUUAGCGUCUCUUUGCAAAGACAAUGACGUCGACUUUGCAAAGUAACAAGACACUUACUCAUCACACACACUACACAUGACACUAGGUACCUAACUGCAAAAAUUCACCGUACCUACCAUGCCAAUGGCCAUUAGUUGUCGAGGCAAAAAAAGAGUUUUUUGUUUAUGAAUAUUAUAAUUUCAUGAGUUUGCUAAGAAAAUGUUCCUUUUAAAAUGAUUUUUUUUUAAUUCCCCAAUGUUUUGUUAACGAACUGUCAGCGAUGUAAUACAACCUACCAUUUCAUUAUAUUAUAAGCAUAAAACAGCCAUGUUCUCUUAAAACUUGGAUUUACUGGUCAGGGUGUGUCCUCACGAAUCAAUGUAGUUAUAGCUCAUUCAAGGUAGAAAACGGGCACCCUAAAAAAUGGCUUAUUUGUGAUGUCUCGUAUAUUCUAUAAGCUUGUUGGCCCGUUUAAGUAAUUUUUUCAAUAUGUUAUAGCCUUAUUCUUUCACAAUAUCGCUAUAAUAAUAUUGUUGCUAAACAGGUAAAUUUUCAUUAUAUACCGGGUGUACGAAUCAAACUGUGUUAUUUUCUCAAAGUUCGCAACACCCUGUGGAAUAUUCUAGCAUUUAAAAAUACUGAAAUUAAAAGCCAACUAUAGCCUCAGGUUUUCUUAACAUUCUCUUUUUUGAUUCAUUCGCUUAUGUUGGAUAAUACAAAAGUUAGAUACUUUAACAACUAGCCAUGUUCUUCAUCAGUACAGGGAGUUUAGUGCGACAAACUUUAAGGGGUAAUUCUGCAUGAAAAAAUAAUACCGAUUGAUUUAUAAACAUAUGUCUGCAAAUGCUUCGUUUCCGAGAUACGGGAUGUUGAAUUUCUUCUCACAAACUGACGAUUUAUUUAUUGCCUUAAAACCGGUCGAGAUAUGCAAAUGAAAUUUGGUAGGUAUUAAAAGAUAGUUAUUGCCAUAUUAUUCACCAUUGGCGCGCAUACGGGUAAUAUGACCGAUCACAUUACCCGUAUGCACGCCAAUGGUGAAUAUAAAAUUUUUAGUGGCAUGUCAAAAAUGGGCAAUAACUACCUCUUAAAACCCACCAAAUUUCAUUUGCAUAUCUCAACCAGUUUUAAAACAAUAAAUAAAUCGUCCGUUUGUAAGAAAAAAUUCAACAUCCCGUAUCAAACGAAGCAUUUGCGGACAUACGAUUAUAAAGCAAACUGUCAUUAUUUUUUAAUGCAGAAUUACUCCUUAAAGUUUGUCGCACUUAUUUAGAAACUCCCUGUACUGAUGAAGAAUAUGGCUAGUUGUUAAAGUACCCAACUUUUGUAUUAUCCAACAGAAGAGAAUGCAUAAAAAAACAGAAUGUUAAGUAAACCUGAAUCAACAGUUUGGUUUUAAUUUCAGUAUUAUUUAUCAAUGAUAGAAUAUUCCACAAGGUGUUGCGAACUUUGAGAAAAUAACAUAGUUUGAUUCGUACACCCGGUAUACAAUGAAAAUUUACCUACCUGUUUGGCAACAAUAUUAUUACAGCGAUAUUGUGAAAGAAUAAGGCUAUAACAUAUUUAAAAAAAUACUUAAAUUGGACAACAGGUUUAGAAGAUACGAGACAUCAAAUAUGACCCAUUUUUAGGGUGUCCGUUUUCUCUGACGCGCAGUGUAUUUUUAUGCAUUAGCGUUCAUUUUUCAGAGGAGAUAAUUUAAUUUCUUUUAUGUGUUUGAUGGUAAGUAAAACCUUAAGCUCUAGUUUGUGGAGUCGCCAUCUCUGUCCUCAGCGCGUCAUCUUGGAAAAGAGAGUGCAAGAACUUUUUUCUUAUUACUUUUUAUAAUAAAAUGGAAAAUAAAAAAAAUGGCGCCAGGGGGACAAGGGUAGCUACCCCACAGACAUGAACUUAAGCUUAUUCUAAUCCCUCCUACACAUUAAAAAAAUAAACAUCGUUCUCUGAAAAAUACAACCCUAAAUGUAACUUUUCAAUGGACUAUUGGCUGAUUACACUGUGCUUUGUUUUUAAACCAAGAGGAGUAAACUAAAAAGACAGAUUCACACCCAAGAAAGUCACUAGAAAAAUCACCAAAUACAUCUUCUUUUUUUUCUGAUCAUGUCAGCCUUUGAUGGUAAUUCAUAAAUAUUAUAUUAUAGUAAUAUAUGUCGCUCAAGAGUUCUAGGUUUUUUAUAAAAGCAGACUAACAAUCUAAAUAUUAAAGGAAUAACCCAGAAAACACAAAAAAUCGCCGAUAUAACUUAAUUAACCUAUGAAAUGCCAAUAGUGUCAAAAUUUUAUAAAUGUCAUUAGUGUCAAAAUUUUAUAACAGUGGAUUAAACUUGCCUGCAAAUUACAAAUAAGCAUUACGGCCCGAUAAAUUUGAAUUACUCCUCCUGGUUUAAAAACAGACUAUAGUUGAAUUAGAUUUAACCCUUUAUAGGCCAGUGUUCUAUUUAUAGAUAAUUGAAAAUUUUAAUUUCUUUCAACCCUCAAAAUUUGUUGUAUUGUUUAUUAUUACCUAUAUUCAUUAAUAAAUUUUGGAAAUAUAAACUAUUAAAUCGUCAUUGAAAGUUUUAUGUUACUGAUCCAUAAAUAGGACACUGGUACUCGUUAUCAAAAUGUGCAGCAUUUUAGUAUUCAGUUGAAUUUGAAUAUGUGCACAUGUCAUUGUAUUUUUUUAAUGCUACAUUAUUUUGUUUGUAGUUACAGUUAUUUUAUAAGAGUUACAUGGUUGUACAUAUAAUUGUAGUAAUAAUAAACAAACCAAUUUGCCAAA